Messenger RNA from Frieseomelitta varia, 2522 nucleotides. RefSeq names its product myogenic-determination protein-like (gene nau). Gene Ontology annotation, biological process: muscle organ development; positive regulation of myoblast differentiation; regulation of transcription by RNA polymerase II. The record is from RefSeq and is a predicted model, not a curated record. NCBI's taxonomy places the organism in Eukaryota, Metazoa, Arthropoda, Insecta, Hymenoptera, Apidae. The coding region runs from base 1046 to 2128 and encodes 360 amino acids. The transcript is spliced from 5 exons. Gene Ontology annotation, molecular function: DNA-binding transcription factor activity, RNA polymerase II-specific; RNA polymerase II cis-regulatory region sequence-specific DNA binding; protein dimerization activity.
GAGGAGGAAAGCAGGGUGUCGUGACGAAUCGCGAGGAAGAAAACGGAAAGAUCGGGAACGCGGUAUCGACACACGGUUAAACCACACCCCGGUGUGACGAGAUUUGACCAGCCAUUAGAUUCGAGCAGGGUAAGGAGAAGAGGCGGGACGAUGCUGGUCGAUCCCGGAGAAUUUCCACGGUCUCUAAUUGGUCGGUUUCUCGUCGAAAAUAAUCCAUCUGGGUGUAACCAGCUGCUAAACGUAGCUCGUAAAGUGUUUGAACGUAGCUGGCUAGGCGUGUGGGUUUUGGCGGUCGUGGAACGUGGUCCUACCGAGCGCGAGCGCGAGCGCGAGCGCGAGUGCGAGCGUGAACGCGAAUGCGAACGUGGCCGCUUAGGAAAGUCGACGAGAGCGUGUUCUCUUACGAGAGGAGAGCUUGCGGGCCGCAUUCGCGCACGUUUCAGGGCCACGCGCCGGCUGUCGGAAAGCUCUCGUCGCACUCUGUGCCGUGACGGUUUCAUUUUGCGCUUUUCACUUCACUUCACUUCACUCCGCUUCGUUAAAAACUGCCACUCGUCUCGUACACCUUCGGUUAUCGAUCGUCAAUCUUCUUCACACAUUCACACAGAUCUGUACGAUAUUGUACAUUUGCACUCGAUUUUCCGAACAACGUGCGUGUAUCUUUCGUUCGCGUGGCCAUCAUCUUCAGUGGGUUUCGAUUUGUCUGAAAAUCGAGCCCGGUCGUUCGAUCGAUCGAUCCUUCGACAGGUCGUUAACGAGAACGGAAAUGGUAACCGGAACGUGGCCGUUGCUCGCGACGAUCGCGAUCGCUCGUCGCGAUACGUGGUGCUGCUCUCGACGUGAGAAUUGAUCGUAUCGCGAAUCACGAGGCUGCCCCGCGGAAACGUAUUGGCGACGGAAGUGUCCAAGACGUGUUCCGCUUGGUUUCAAACCAAGGAAAAGGAAGAGGUGGAAGGGGCAGAAAAGGAGAGAGAGAAGAAGAAGAAGAAAGAGAAAAGAGACCGCGCGAAGAAGAGCCUCGUAUCGAUGUGUCUCGCGAAAAACGAUGACUCUCGUGACAGACACGGUGUCUUACGCUUGUCAACCGGUUGGUAGACAAUCCUACGACGUUUAUCGCCACCAUCACCUACAACUUCGUCACCAUCAUCAUUUGCAUCGUUACUAUCACCAUCGACAUCACUAUCAUUAUCACCAUCAUCAUCAUCAUCAUCGUAGACGACGAGACACGUACGCGUCUACCGAUGAUCCAGCGAUCGAGUGCCUGCAAGGAUACCUGUCCGAGGGAAACGUGGAAGAGGAACCGGGCAACCGAGUGAUCGAAACAGCCGAGAACGACUCCGCGUUAGGAUCUACCAGCUCUCAUCGUUAUCGUUCGCGGUGGGUCGAUAGGUCGCGAGCGUCGAAGUACGCUGUGGACUCGGACGACGCGUCGUCUGUCGUAUCAGUGGAUGCCUCGGCCGAUCUCGGCGAGUCCGGCUCCGUGGAGGAGAGCACCGAGGGUAACGAAUCGAACGAGCCAAUCGAACCUAACGAAUCGAGCGAAAGAAGCAACGAGUCGAACGAGCACGAGCACGAGCACGUGCCACAUCCUCACGCGGCUCUAGACACCGCUGACACCGCCUCGACCCACGGACCACGCCGGUGUCUGCUCUGGGCUUGCAAAGCCUGCAAGAAGAAGACCGUCACCGUCGAUCGAAGAAAAGCUGCUACCUUGCGGGAAAGAAGGCGUCUGAGAAAGGUGAACGAGGCGUUCGAAGUUUUGAAAAGGAGAACGAGCAACAAUCCUAAUCAGCGAUUGCCGAAAGUGGAAAUUUUACGGAACGCGAUCGAGUACAUCGAAGGUCUGGAGGCGCUGUUGCAGAGCAACAGAUCUUCCGUGACUCAGGAUCAUGAUUCGACCGACAACGCGUCGGAUGCAGCUUCUCCGCGAUACGUGACAGAACGACUGAGACAGUUCUCGGACCCUCUGGCGAGGUUUCAACCCAUCAACGGUUUCGAGGGAACGGUGGAACCGCAAUCGUCCCAGCUCAGCGGAAGCAGCUUGGAUCGGCUCAACAUGAUCGUCCAGAGCAUCAACGGACCAGCUCGCGGUACCACCGACACACUCCGAUAUUCUUCGCAACAGUGACACAUCGAUCCAAGAAAGGAAAUGUACGAUCUUUCUCAAUUCACUCUGUUCCUGGAACCACCGUUGAUGCACAUCAUCGAGUGGACAUGUCAAGUUCCUAAAAUGCAUCGGCGUAAACGCAUGCCUCCUUCCCUCUGCAAUGUCGCUUCGUUCGAGAUAAUUUUGCUAUUAAUUAUCUCUUUGUAUAUAAAUUCACGUGUAUAGAUACGUGCAUGCACAUAUAGCGACGGACAAAAAGAGAUCAGGACCGAUACUAUUUGUUUGCCUGUAUGACAUUGGUAUAUGCGUAAUAUAUGCGUAAGAAUUAGCAACUUUUGUACUAAAUGAGACGCGCAGAUAUACAUUAUAUCUAUUCAAUUGCUUUUCUUAAAUAUAACUCCAUUUUAUAAAAUCA